Rosa chinensis is the source of this 1030-nucleotide messenger RNA. RefSeq names its product ferredoxin C 2, chloroplastic. Bases 251 to 823 code for a protein of 190 amino acids. NCBI's taxonomy places the organism in Eukaryota, Viridiplantae, Streptophyta, Magnoliopsida, Rosales, Rosaceae. The record is from RefSeq and is a predicted model, not a curated record. Gene Ontology annotation, molecular function: iron-sulfur cluster binding. The transcript is spliced from 6 exons.
AUAGCCACGUGUCAAAAUCUAAUAGAAAACUUAGGUAGGUUAGGAGGGGAAUAGCUUAGGAGAGGAUCCUCUCCUUAGGAGUGACGGGGUAUAUCAGACAGAUAAGCAAUCCAACGGUCCCGGUAUCUCAUCCACAUGGUUGAGCCGGUACAGACGCAGGCACUGCAUCACCACCCGUUUUCAUUAUCUUCUUCUCCCUCCAUUUCCAACGCGGCAAACCCGGCCACCAGAAUUGGAGAGCGAAAAUCCGAUGGACCACGCCAUUCCCUGCAACCCCUGCAUUCCUCUGUACCGGAAGCCCACGCUCCGCCGCCGAAUCACUUGGCCGACCAGCACCACCGUUCGCCACUCCAAUACAACAAAAUGGCGCCGCAAUACGACGUCGUCGGAGCUCCAAAUGCCCGUAGAAGUGAACGACCGGACGAGUAGCGACUCUGCUUCAGUCCCGACGCACAAAGUCACCGUCCACGACAGACAACGCGGCGUGGUCCACGAGUUCUUCGUCCCAGAGGAUCAGUACAUAUUGCACACUGCUGAGGCACAGAACAUCACUCUUCCAUUCGCUUGCCGGCACGGUUGUUGUACUAGUUGUGCUGUACGUGUGAAGUCUGGAAAACUUAACCAGCCUCAGGCACUAGGGAUAUCUGCUGAAUUGAAAUCAAAGGGAUACGCACUUCUUUGUGUGGGUUUUCCAUCAUCUGAUCUUGAAGUAGAAACACAAGAUGAGGAUGAGGUAUACUGGCUUCAAUUCGGGAGAUAUUUUGCACGGGGUCCAAUUGAAAGAGAUGAUUAUGCAUUGGAGUUGGCAUUGGGUGAUGAAUAAGCAAUGUAGAAUACUUGAUUUUGGAGAUAGGAUCUACUGAGUAAAAUAUGACAUCUGUAUGUUGUAUCCCUUGCCCUAAAUUUUUCUUUACUCUGAGUGUACAUCCGUGUUGGUUGGCUAGUGGAUUGGACAAAUUGUUUUAACUAUAUUUGAAUUGUCAAGGUUGUUUAGCCAAUGCCAAUCUACCAGUAGCAGUUAUUUUAGAAA